UGUUGCUGACAGGAUUGGACGGACCGCUAGUUUCUUCUUGUGGGUCUUUGGCAAACCAUAAAGGUGUGCGAGCCUAGAACCCUUUUGGAUCAGUGAGUCGGCUAUGGGUUUCGGAAGAGUUCUUUGCACGAUGGAGGACAGAUCCUUCUCCUUUUUGAGUAGUGGGUGGUAAUGCUUCAGAGGUCUUCCCUUUGCUUUUGGUCUUUCGAGACUGAUGGGUAUAAAUUUAGUUUCAUCACUAAUAGAUGAUUCCCUCAGUAGGCUGACAUAUUCUGUUUUGUCCAAGAUCACGACUCUCGAGCCUUGAUCUGGUCGCGUAAUUACAAUAUCGUCUCUCUUCAUUAGCUGACCUAUCGCUCUUAACAUUGGUUUUGGUGGUGUCGGGCCUUUCCUCUUGAUGUAGCUAAGGCCAAUAGAACGUAGCGUUGCAACGCUACGUUCUAUUGCCCUUAACUACCUCAAACUAAAUUUAUACCCAUCAGUCUCGAAAGACCAAAACCAAAGGGAAGACCUCCGAUUUUCAGGCAUAUUUUCUGUAGACGAGCUUCCCGAAUGGCUUCACGUUUUUGGGUUUGGACUUUAUGUGACGCUUCUUGUUCUCGCUUUCGUUGUCGACACAGCCAUAUUGUUUGUAUUCUAUCGAGUAAAGGAACUGCGAAAUGUGACUAACAAUCUGCUUUGCAACAUGGUGACAGCGGACUUACUUUUCGAUUGCAGCGUGUAUUUUGGCUCAGCCACAGGUCUUCUUCAGCUCAACUACCAUGUCGAAAGAUAGACUAGUUUGUACCGAGGAGCGCCCAGAUGACUACUUACUAGUUUUCCUUUGUUAUCAUGUGCCAGUCUUUAUUUUGCUUUAUUUUAUACCUCUUGUAAUUCUGUCCUUUACGUUCGCAAGAGUUUCGAGAAAACUCCGCACCGUUGUGCAACGAUUUCGAUCACGGUCACGAUUUGAUAUCUGUGGCACCGUGAAAAUGCGAAGGAGCACCAUAAGAAUGCAUUUAGUUGUAUUUAUAGUGUUGGUGGUGUGUCUAACGCCCCUGAAAGUCAUUGAGUUGUUGCAUGUGACACCUAUAAUGGACCAGUUCGACCCAUUCGGGACGCUCGUUGUUACUGUGGAGAUACUAGCCUUUUCGCAUGCGCUGUUUAAUCCCUUAGUGUGUUCGUUUAAGAGCAAAGAAUUCAGGAAGGCUGCAAAGAAGGCUUUUCGCAUUUCCCGGAGUCUAAAGGGCGAUUACUGCAUGCGCAUCCGCAAGAGAGAGGACACUGAAUGCAAGCUGAAACAAGUGAAGCAAAGCGAAGCCAUUGGUGCGGACAACGAAAAGAGAGCGUGGACGGACCAUCAAAAUCCCAGCGAGCCUGGAGAUGUUUGGAAGGAAAAAGGCACUCGUAACGAUGGAUUUUCGUUUGCUUUAAAUACUCUAGCGCGAACAGAAAGCUCUUUGACUGAAAGAGUAAAUUAAGCCACGCAUAUUUAAAUGAGCUACAUCAUGGUUUGCUCGUCUUGAAAAGUUUGGCCUAAAAUUUUCAGGUUCAUCGUUUGUAAUCCGAGUUAAUCUUCUCAUUUCUUGUUCCUUUAUGGUUUAUUAUCAUCUC
Molecule: messenger RNA, 1593 nt
Organism: Orbicella faveolata
Lineage: Eukaryota; Metazoa; Cnidaria; Anthozoa; Scleractinia; Merulinidae
Biological process (GO): G protein-coupled receptor signaling pathway
Cellular component (GO): plasma membrane
Molecular function (GO): G protein-coupled receptor activity
Source: RefSeq, a predicted model, not a curated record